Molecule: messenger RNA, 600 nt
Organism: Saccharomycopsis crataegensis
Lineage: Eukaryota; Fungi; Ascomycota; Saccharomycetes; Ascoideales; Saccharomycopsidaceae
Exons: 2
Coding region: 1-600 (199 amino acids)
Source: RefSeq, a predicted model, not a curated record
AUGUAUCAAAUCAAAGCCAAAGACGUACAAGGCAAGGGAAGCUGGCAAAAGCAUCAAAGCACUGUUAGCGUUGGCACCACCGGUAGCGGUAGUAGAAGUUGCAGAAGUAGCAGAAGUGGCAGAAGCGGUGGCAGAAGUGGUGGUAGCUUCAGUAGUAGACUUAGCUUGAGUAGAAGCAGAAGAUUCGCUUUUAGAAGCAGAAGAUUCGCUUUCGGAAGCAGAAGUAGAAGCGACAGUGGUGGUAGCACUGGAGGCAUCGGCAGCGGCGUCAGCAGCAGACAUUUCACUGUAGACUCUGGAAGCACCAGGGAAACCAGCCAUAAAGGCGCUGAAGUCAGAGGUUGGGAAAGCGGUGGUCAAGGCACCGAAGUUAGUGGCGGAACCGUAUUCGUUGGCAAUGGCCAUAAGGGAUUGGACAUCGGCAGUUGGGUUGGCUUCAACAUAAGAGAGAUAUUGAGCAGAGUUGACAGCCAAGUCAGAGAACAAGGCGCUCAAGGCAGCUGGUUCAAUAGCAGCGACAGAGGCGAUCAAGGUGAGGAAAGCAGCGGAGAAUUGCAUGAUGAGUGGUUAAUUAAUUAUUAUGUGGAGAAAGCGGGUUGA